This is a messenger RNA of Colossoma macropomum (tambaqui), 9613 nucleotides long. It is a transcript of the gene tenm3, whose product is annotated as teneurin transmembrane protein 3. Gene Ontology annotation, biological process: signal transduction; heterophilic cell-cell adhesion; neuron development. Lineage: Eukaryota; Metazoa; Chordata; Actinopteri; Characiformes; Serrasalmidae. The transcript has 32 exons. Gene Ontology annotation, molecular function: protein homodimerization activity; cell adhesion molecule binding; protein heterodimerization activity. The record is from RefSeq and is a predicted model, not a curated record. Bases 291 to 8594 code for a protein of 2767 amino acids. Gene Ontology annotation, cellular component: membrane; neuron projection.
GGCAGAAUCGCGCGCGCCGAUCGCUGCGGUCUCUGUUUGUGUUUUUGUUUUGUUGUUUGGUUGGAGACUCCGCGUGCGUGCUGAAGUUUCUCUCCGUUUUCCACCCUGCUUUUUAACACAGAGGACGAUGGAGCAGUAAGCAACAGCAGCAGGUAAACGACGCUAAGCUGAUCAGGGGGCGGAACCUGCAGUGAGAAAGAGAAAGCCGUGUGGUCGGUUUGUGGGCGUUUGCGUUGUGUGCGUGCGUGUGUGUGUGUGUGUUGUGCUCCGUUGUGCGUCAUGCGGGCAGGAUGGAUGUGAAGGAGCGCAGGCCCUACUGCUCGCUGACGAAGAGCCGGCGAGAGAAAGAGCGGCGUUACACAGGCUCGUCCGGAGACAGUGAGGAGUGCCGCGUCCCCACACAAAAAUCCUACAGCUCCAGCGAAACACUCAAAGCCUUUGAGCACGACUCCUCACGCCUGCUGUACGGAACACGCGUUAAAGACAUGGUCCACAGAGACACGGAUGAAUACGGACGCCAAGGGCAGAACUUUAACCUGCGGCAGUUGGGCAUCUGUGAGCCAGCUGCCCGGCGCGGUUUGGCGUUUUGCGCUGAAAUGGGCCUCCCUCACCGUGGAUACUCGGCCGGCUCUGACAUGGACACCGAGGGCGAGGGUGUGAUGUCACCGGAACGUGCCAUGAGGCUUUGGGGCAGGGGGGUGAAGUCUGGCAGGAACUCCUGCCUGUCCAGCAGAUCAAACUCAGCCCUCACGCUGACCGACACCGAGCACGAGAACAAGUCCGACAGUGAUAACGGUUCUCCCAUGCCAUCCUCUCUCUCCAGUCCAUCAGAACAUAGCCAUUCGCAGCCUCCAUCCCCCAGCCUCCAUGACCCCCUGUGCGCCGAGCUCAGCAGCGCCGCCCUGCAGGCCGCACACUCACAGGAGGAGUUCACACUCUAUAGAGCUGUAGCACACAGCGCCACCACUGAGGAGCAAGUGCCCUGUCAGCAGCAGCAGGGUCAGUCCCCACUGCCCCCAGCCCCUCCCCCUCAUAAGCAGCAGCCGUUGGUGACGGCUCUGAACCACAGCUCAACGAGCCGGCGGAACGCCAGCCCGGCCCCACCGGCCCCCCCACCCGCAGAGCUGCCCACCACGCCCGAGUCCGUCCCGCUGCAGGACAGCUGGGUCCUGGGCAGCAAUGUGCCGCUGGAAAGCAGGCACUUCCUCUUUAAGACAGGCACAGGAACGACCCCUCUGUUCAGCACGGCAACUCCGGGCUACACCAUGGCAACGGGGGCAGUGUAUUCGCCCCCCACACGGCCACUGCCCCGCAAUACACUCUCCCGCAGCGCCUUCAAGUUCAAGAAGUCGUCCAAGUACUGCUCGUGGAGGUGCACGGCCCUCAGUGCUGUCGCAGUGUCCGUCCUAUUGUCCAUCAUACUCUGCUACUGCAUCGCCAUGCACCUGUUUGGUCUGAACUGGCAGCUGCAGGAGGCUGAGGGUUUCGCCUUUGAGAACGGUGUCAAAACAGACACAACACCAUCCAACACAGUGACUGCACUGUCUGCUGAACAUGGUAAAGUGGGUGUGUAUGUGCAGGAGAAUAACACUAUUGAUACCGGAGAGGUGGACAUUGGUCGGAGGGCUGUGCAGGAUGUUCCCCCUGGAAUGUUCUGGCGUUCGCAGCUUUUCAUCGACCAACCACAAUCUCUAAAGUUCAACAUCUCAGUGCCCAGAGAUGCCCUGGUAGGGGUGUACGGCCGCAAGGGCCUGCCACCAUCACAUACACAGUAUGACUUUGUAGAGCUGCUGGAUGGUAGUCGACUGAUAGCGAAGGAGAAGCGAGGACUAGUUGAGGUGGAGGGAUCAGUGAGGAGAGCGCGGUCAGUCAGUGUCCACGAGGCCGAAUUCAUCCGCUUCCUGGAUUCAGGAACCUGGCACCUGGCCUUCUACAAUGAUGGAAAAAACACAGAACAAGUCUCCUACAACACCAUUGUCAUAGAGUCCCUCACAGAGUGUCCACACAAUUGCCAUGGUAACGGAGACUGUCGCUCAGGAACGUGUCAUUGUUUCCCAGGGUUUCUUGGGCCUGACUGUUCACGGGCUGCGUGCCCUGUACUGUGCAGUGGUAAUGGUCAGUACUCCAGGGGGCGCUGUCUGUGCUACAGUGGCUGGAAGGGGACAGAGUGUGAUGUCCCCAACAACCAGUGCAUCGACAUUCACUGCGGAGGCCAUGGCAUCUGCAUCAUGGGCACCUGUGCCUGCAACACAGGCUACAAGGGGGACAACUGUGAGGAGUUGGACUGUCUGGACCCAUCAUGUUCGUCUCAUGGAGUGUGUAUCCAUGGAGAAUGCCAUUGUAAUCCGGGCUGGUCAGGCUCCAGCUGUGAGGUGUUGAAGACCAUGUGUCCAGACCAGUGUUCAGGCCAUGGCACCUUUCAGCCUGAAAGUGCCACCUGCAGCUGUGAUGCAAACUGGACUGGACCAGACUGUUCAGUUGAGGUGUGUGCAGUAGACUGCGGCUCUCAUGGUGUUUGUAUGGGCGGAAGCUGUCGCUGUGAAGAGGGCUGGACGGGGUCAGUGUGUGAUGUGAAAGCCUGUCAUCCCCGCUGCACUGAACAUGGAAACUGCAAGGAUGGCAAGUGUGAGUGUCAUCAGGGCUGGACCGGAGAACACUGCACAGUCGCUCAUCCGGAGACGUAUGUCCAAGGAGAGAGGAUAGGAUUUAAAGAGGGCUGUCCUGGGCUGUGUAACAGUAACGGUCGCUGUACUCUGGAUCAGAACGGAUGGCACUGUGUCUGCCAGCCUGGCUGGAGGGGGGCUGGCUGCGAUGUCGCCAUGGAAACCCUCUGUGCAGACGGCAAGGACAACGAAGGAGAUGGUCUGGUCGACUGUAUGGAUCCAGAUUGCUGUCUGCAGAGCUCCUGUCAGACACAGCUGUUUUGCCGUGGAUCACCUGACCCAGCUGACAUCAUCAGUCAGGGCCAGUCAGCUUCCUCACAGCAAGCCGCUCAGUCCUUCUACCAGCGAAUUAGCUUCCUUGUGGGACCAGAAAGCACACAUAUCAUUAGCGGUGAAAACCCCUUCAACAAAAGUCUGGUGUCUGUAAUCAGAGGCCAAGUGCUGACUGCAGAUGGAACGCCCCUCAUCGGAGUAAAUGUUUCCUUUGUUCAUUACCCGGACCAUGGAUACACCAUUACCCGGCAGGAUGGCAUGUUUGAUAUCCUGGCUAACGGUGGAGCUUCCCUGACUCUAAGUUUUGAGCGCGCUCCGUUCCUCACCCAGCAGCGCACCGUGUGGGUGCCAUGGAACGUUUUCUACGUGAUGGACACGCUGGUGCUCAAGAAGGAACAGAAUGAUAUCCCCAGCUGUGAUCUGAGUGGCUUCAUCAGGCCGAGCCCUCUCAUCCUCACCACUCCGCUCUCUACGUUCUUCAGAUCAUCUCCGGAGAACGGACCCAUCAUACCAGAGACACGGGUUCUUCAGGAGGAGACAGCCAUCCCAGGCAGUGACUUGAACCUAGUGUACCUGAGCUCACGGGCCGCUGGCUAUCGGCCCGUCCUGAAGGUCACCAUGACCCAGGCCACCAUUCCCUUCAACCUGAUGAAGGUGCACCUGAUGGUGGCUGUGGUGGGGCGGCUCUUCCAGAAGUGGUUCCCUGCAGAACCUAACCUGUCAUACACCUUCAUCUGGGACAAAACGGACGCCUAUAACCAGAGGGUCUAUGGCCUAUCCAAAGCAGUAGUGUCUGUGGGAUUUGAGUAUGAGUCGUGUUUGGAUCUGAUCCUUUGGGAGAAAAGAACAGCCAUUCUUCAGGGAUAUGAACUGGAUGCCUCUAACAUGGGUGGAUGGACGCUGGAUAAACAUCAUGUGCUGGACGUUCAGAGCGGUAUCCUAUAUAAAGGGAAUGGUGAGAACAUCUUCAUUUCACAGCAGCCUCCGGUGAUCAGCACCAUUAUGGGUAAUGGACGCAGGCGCAGCAUUUCCUGUCCCAGCUGUAACGGUCAGGCUGAUGGAAAUAAACUGCUGGCCCCAGUGGCUCUGGCCUGCGCAUCAGAUGGCAGCCUUUUUGUAGGAGACUUCAACUAUAUCAGACGCAUCUUCCCCUCUGGAAAUGUCACCAGCGUCAUGGAGCUCAGCAACAACCCUGCACAUCGGUACUACCUGGCCACUGACCCCAUGACCGGUCAGCUGUAUGUUUCGGACACAAAUUCGCGGCGGAUCUUCAGACCCAAAGUGCUGUCGGGAACGAAGGAGCUGCUGCAGAACGUGGAGGUAGUGGCUGGAACGGGGGAGCAGUGCCUGCCCUUUGACGAGGCACGCUGUGGAGACGGGGGAAAGGCCACUGAAGCCCUGCUGCUGGGACCUAAAGGUAUUGCCGUGGAUAAGAACGGAUUUAUUUAUUUUGUAGAUGGCACCAUGAUUCGUAAAGUUGACCGCAACGGCAUCAUCUCAACACUCCUGGGGUCAAAUGACUUGACCUCUGCACGUCCUUUGACAUGCGAUACCAGCAUGCACAUCGGACAGGUACGUCUGGAAUGGCCAACAGACCUGGCCAUCAACCCCAUGGACAACUCCAUCUAUGUGCUGGACAAUAACGUGGUUCUGCAGAUCACAGAGAACCGACAGGUGCGGAUUGUAGCAGGACGACCCAUGCACUGCCAGGUCCCAGGCAUUGAGUAUAGCCUGGGCAAGCGUGCCAUACAAACCACACUAGAGGGAGCCACAGCUAUCUCCCUGUCCUUCAGUGGAGUGCUAUACAUUGCCGAGACAGACGAGAAGAAGAUCAACCGCAUCCGACAGGUCAGCACCGAUGGGGAAAUCUCCCACCUGGCAGGGGCACCGUCUGACUGCGACUGUAAGAACGAUGCUAAUUGCGACUGCUACCUGACGGGUGACGGCUAUGCUAAAGAUGCCCGUCUGAAUGACCCCUCCUCUCUCGCAGUCUCUCCAGAUGGGACACUGUAUGUGGCAGAUUUGGGAAACAUUCGGAUCCGUGCAAUAUCCCGAAACCGCCCCCCGCAGGGCUCCUCCACCCUGUAUGAAGUUGCAUCUCCGGCCUCGCAGGAGCUCUACGUGUUUGACUCUAAUGGGACACACCAGUUCACCAUGAGCCUGGUGACUGGAGACUACAAAUACAACUUCAGCUACAGUAAUGAGAAUGACGUCACUGCUGUAACUGAUAGCAAUGGGAACACACUGCGCAUCCGCCGUGACCCUAACCGCAUGCCCGUUCGCAUUGUCGCCCCUGACAACCAGGUAAUCUGGCUAACCAUUGGUACGAAUGGUGGGCUGAAGACGCUGACGGCACAGGGGCAGGAACUGGUGCUCUUCACAUAUCACGGAAACAGCGGCCUGCUCGCCACCAAGAGCAUCCAGAUUGGCUGGACCACCUUCUAUGAUUAUGACAGUGAAGGAAGGCUGACCAACGUCACCUUUCCUACAGGAGUCAUCACCAGUCUAAUUGAAGAAAUGGACAGAGCUCUGACCGUGGACAUUGAAACCUCUGGACGGGACGAUGAUGUCAGCAUUACGACUAACCUGUCCUCCAUAGAUUCCUUCUACACACUGGUACAAGACCAGCUGAGGAACAGCUACCAGGUGGGCAGUGAUAACUCUCUGAGGGUCGUCUAUGCUAACGGAAUGGACUCACACUACCAGACGGAGCCUCAUAUACUGGCUGGGGCAGCGAACCCUACGGUGGCCCGGAGAAAUAUGAGCCUGCCUGGGGAAAAUGGUCAGAACCUGGUGGAGUGGCGCUUCAGGAAGGAACAAACCAGAGGAAAGGUCAUAGUGUUUGGCCGAAAGCUAAGGGUCAACGGCAGGAACCUCCUGUCCGUGGAUUAUGACCGAACAUUGCGGACGGAAAAAAUCUAUGACGACCAUCGGAAAUUCCUGCUAAAGAUUGUUUACGAUGCAGCUGGUCACCCCAUGCUAUGGGUCCCCAGCAGCAAGCUGAUGUCAGUUAACCUGACCUACUCCAGUAGUGGUCAGGUGACCAGCAUCCAGAGGGGGCCUACAGUGGAGAGAGUGGAAUACGACAGCCAGGGACGCAUCGUCUCCAGGACAUUUGCAGAUGGAAAAACCUGGAGCUACACUUACCUGGACAAGUCAAUGGUGCUCCUGCUCCACAGCCAGCGGCAGUACAUCUUUGACUAUGACUUGCAAGACCGGCUGUCCGCCAUUACCAUGCCUAGCGUGGCACGCCACACCAUGGAGACCAUCCGUUCUAUCGGUUACUACAGAAACAUCUACCAUCCUCCUGAGAGCAAUGCCUCAGUCACUGUAGACUACAGUGAGGAUGGCCAACUCCUCCGGGUGGCACACCUGGGCACAGGCCGGCGCGUCCUCUACAAGUACCGAAGACAGAACAAGUUGUCGGAAAUCCUCUAUGACAGCACUCGUGUCAGCUUCACUUACGACGAGACAGCCGGUGUCUUGAAGACAGUGAACUUGCAGAGUGAGGGUUUCAUCUGCUCUAUCCGCUACCGGCAGAUCGGCCCCCUAGUGGAUAGACAGAUAUUCCGUUUCAGUGAGGAUGGUAUGGUCAAUGCCCGCUUCGACUACUCUUAUGACAACAGUUUCCGAGUCACCAGCAUGCAAGGCGUCAUCAAUGAAACUCCACUACCCAUUGACCUCUACCAGUUUGACGAUAUUUCAGGCAAAGUGGAACAGUUCGGCAAGUUUGGGGUCAUCUAUUACGACAUAAAUCAGAUCAUCUCCACAGCAGUCAUGACCUACACCAAGCAUUUUGAUGUCCAUGGCAGGAUCAAGGAGAUCCAAUAUGAGAUCUUCCGGUCCCUCAUGUACUGGAUCACCAUCCAAUAUGACAAUAUGGGCCGUGUCACCAAGCGAGAGAUCAAGAUCGGACCUUUCGCCAACACAACCAAAUAUGGCUAUGACUAUGAUGUAGAUGGCCAGUUGCAGACUGUCUACCUGAAUGAAAAGAUGAUGUGGCGCUACAGUUACGACUUGAAUGGCAACCUGCACUUGCUGAACCCUGGCAACAGUGCCCGGCUCACACCGCUACGUUACGACCUAAGGGACCGCAUCACUCGUCUGGGAGAUGUCCAGUACAGAAUGGAUGAGGAUGGAUUUCUGCGUCAGAGAGGCGCCGAGAUCUUCGAGUACAAUUCCAAGGGUCUCUUGGUGCGGGUCCACAGCAAGGCUAGUGGAUGGACCAUCCAGUACCGCUACGAUGGCUUGGGUAGACGUCUAGCCUCCAGAAACAGCCUGGGCCAGCACCUGCAGUUCUUCUAUGCCGAUUUGAAUUACCCCACCCGCAUCACCCACGUCUACAACCAUUCCAGCUCUGAGAUCACCUCACUCUACUACGAUCUGCAAGGCCACCUGUUUGCCAUGGAAAUCAGCAGUGGAGAAGAGUUCUACAUUGCCUGUGACAAUACUGGAACUCCACUGGCCGUCUUUAGCAGUAACGGGCUACUUCUUAAGCAGGUUCAGUACACUGCUUAUGGGGAGAUUUACUUUGAUUCCAAUCCUGACUUCCAGCUGGUGAUUGGCUUCCAUGGAGGAUUGUAUGAUCCACUGACGAGGUUGCUGCACUUUGGAGAAAGAGAUUAUGACAUCCCAGCCGGCCGCUGGACCACACCAGACAUUAGCAGUUGGACCAGAGUGGGAAAGGAUCCUGCCCCCUUCAACCUGUACAUGUUCCGCCAUAAUAACCCUGUUAGUAAGGUCCAUGAUGUCAAAGAGUAUGUCACAGAUGUCAACAUCUGGCUGGUAACAUUUGGCUUCCACCUUCAUAAUGCCAUCCCUGGAUUUCCGAUUCCUAAAUUUGACUUGACGCAACCGUCACUGGAAAUGAGGAAGAGCCAGCUGUGGGAUGACCUUCCGUCCAUCUCAGGUGUUCAGCAAGAAGUGACCCGUCAGUCCAACGCAUUCCUGUCCUUCGAGAGGAUGCCGGAGAUCCAGCUUAGCCGGCGCCGCUCCACACGGGACAAACCCUGGCUAUGGUUCGCAACUGUCAAGUCUUUGAUUGGCAAAGGUGUGAUGCUCGCCAUUACCAGCAAGGGCCAGGUGGCCACCAAUGCCCUGAACAUCGCUAAUGAGGACUGCAUCAAGGUGGCAGCGGUGCUCAAUAAUGCCUUCUAUCUGGAAGACCUGCACUUCACCAUCGAGGGCCGCGACACGCACUACUUCAUCAAAACCAGCCUGCCUGAGAGUGAUCUGGGGGCACUGCGCCUCACCAGUGGCCGCAAGAGCCUGGAGAACGGCGUCAAUGUGACUGUGUCGCAGUCCACCACAGUGGUGAACGGGCGCACGCGGCGUUUCGCAGAUGUGGAGCUACAGUAUGGAUCACUGGCGCUCCAUGUACGCUACGGUAUGACAUUAGAUGAGGAAAAGGCACGUGUUCUAGAGCAAGCCAGGCAGAGGGCACUAGCAAGCGCAUGGUCACGUGAACAGCAGAGGGUGCGGGAUGGUGAAGAAGGCAUUCGGCUCUGGACUGAAGGUGAAAAACGGCAGCUUCUGAGCUCUGGGAAAGUUUUGGGCUAUGAUGGCUACUAUGUACUUUCCGUGGAGCAAUACCCAGAGCUUGCCGACAGUGCUAACAACAUCCAGUUCCUGAGGCAGAGCGAGAUUGGGAAAAGGUAACAGACUGCACCAUCUCAGCAGCCUCAUAACACACUACUGCCCCACUCUAUACCACCCUAUAUACUCCCUUAAAGCCCCCCCCACCCCCACCUGCAAACUGCAAGGGGUAGGGCUGGGGAAACUGUGCCUAGCUGCCUCUCUCUGAUACCAUGUAGAAAAAAAAAGACCUGGGACGACCUCCUCCUUUGUCACAAGCCACACCAGACACACCCCUAACUGACACGUUUUCUUCACGCUUGAAGUGUCAAGUAGAUGAAUGAACUCUUUCUGACAGAGCGAGGACUCUUAAUUUUGAAAACUAAAAUAAAAACUGUUCAUUAUGAAUCUUUUUUUGUGCUUUUUUGUAUGAAAUACCUUAAAGGUGAUAUGCUUAAUGGAUUAAAAAAAAAAAAGAAUGAACGGUGUGUUUACAUGCGCAAAACCACUGCACUCAGCUGGAGUAACCUGUACAAAGCCACUGGAUCGUUCUCAUUCAGGAUGCUAACUGUAGGCUACUGCGGUGGUCCAGGCUGAGCUUCGCUAACUCUGAAAGCUGUUCUUACUACCAAUAAACUGGUUUUGUGGACUGUUUUGGACAGAGUUGUACAGCCGUGAGUGAACUGGCCAUGAUCCUUUCCUGCUUCGCUUUCUUAAAGGACACAGUUAAGAUUUGAGUAUUCAAGUUAAGUGUUCAAGGUCAUUAUUGAACCAGCUCAAUUGUUGGCGGACAUAGAGUAGAGAGCAAAACAGACAAAACUAAACAUAUAUAUCAUAUCUGACCAGUCUUUUGACAAGAUGUGAGAGUAUCUUUAUGGAUUUUUUUUUUAAACUUAAAAAAAGUUACACUUAUCCGUACAUGAAUAUUAGUCUCAGAGAAAGUAAUUUAUGUACAGUGUUUAUACAUAAAAAAUAAAAUCUUAAAAAUAUUGAGACUUUUUUUGUCUUGUCAUGCAUUACUGUUUACACUUCAUGAAUUUUAAUAUUUGAUCUUAUCAGAAUUUAUGGUAAUGCUUAUCAAAAUAAAAUCAGCUGUACUGUCU